Molecule: messenger RNA, 1365 nt
Organism: Sclerotinia sclerotiorum 1980 UF-70
Lineage: Eukaryota; Fungi; Ascomycota; Leotiomycetes; Helotiales; Sclerotiniaceae
Exons: 2
Coding region: 1-1365 (454 amino acids)
Source: RefSeq, a predicted model, not a curated record
AUGGAUAACACCCCAUUUGAGCUGAGACCGCAAGGCCAGACAUAUCCUCUCACAUUAGGUGAGCGUCUUGCCCAUGCAGACAACUAUCGUAUCGACCAUGAAGCCUUAGAAAAGACCCUUGAAAGUAUUAGGAAGUUCUACGAGAGCCCUUUUGCAUCACCACACACCAGUGACCAUCAGGAUUGCGAGAGCUGUAUUGGAAAGGAUCGUCAAACCCGCAAAGCUUAUCAGGAUUGGUAUUUGUCAGAUGAUCCGGAUCGCUGGUACUCGAAGUUAUUCGACUAUAAAACCGAAUUACAGUCGAUGUUUGAACAACCGAAAGUCUACAGUCUUGACGAUAUCCACAAAAGAGUAGACCAGGAAUUUCGGGCACAUUUGAAGAGAGAUCUUUGUGCACACAAAUCAGACGAUACCGAAGAUGUUAUGGAGUUUAAGGCCCGUAUAUCUAUGGAACUGGAUGAAGGGAUGGAUGUCUCGAAAGUCCUCAAUGCUUACCUGACUGAGUACAUCAAGACAUGCCGAGAUCCGAAUCAGGUAGACUUCAUCCUUCACCUUCACAACACUACUAUCAAUAAACAACGCAUUCCACUUUACAUCACAUACUACUGCAGCCCUCUAGAAUCUGACUCCGCCAGCGUACGAAACUUCAAAAGUAAAUAUGCGCGUAUGUUUGAAAAUGAGAUUCCACACGAUGAAAUAGUUGCCGCCAUGAAAAAAGAGAAUGCUCGUACGAAAGAAUUCGAGAUAGCGCAGCUCCAGCAUCGUCUGAAUGAACUUAUUCUCGCUCAAUCUGCUCAUCUCAAGGCGAAAGCAAAGAAAGCCGAGAAAGAUUCCCUUAAAUACCAACACCAUCAGCAGGUUGCAAAAGAGAGCAAGGCCCUUUGCUCAUAUGAUGGUUGCGAUGAGGACGUGGACUUGACCAUACCCGAAGGUGCAAUACAAUGUGUUUUAUGCGAUUGGGUUGCGUCAAAGGUACCAGAAGAUAGGGAUCACAAAAGGUCCUAUUAUUGUUGUCCUAGUCAUGCGCUUCUGGACCAUGAGAUGCACGAUAAAGCCGAUCAUUACUGUCUGAGUGCCCAUUGGAAAGAUUGUUGUCUUUCGGAACUAGGUGCGGAUGGGGAUGAAACUUAUGAUGGAAUGGGUUUGUGCAAAGUCUGCAUGGCUAGUGGACAUAAGGCUUUUUUCUGCUCGGAGGAGUGCUACGAAAAGAACUAUAAUCAACAUGCUGCAGAGUGGCAUACGGAUGAAAAUGCACAAAAUUCUUUGGAAGCUUUCACGAUGCCAGACGAUUUCAUAAUUGAGGAUAUUGAUGAUCCUGGAAUAGAGAUUGGUGAAAUUGUGGAUACGGAGAUGAAGGGUGUAUGA